Molecule: messenger RNA, 477 nt
Organism: Penicillium soppii
Lineage: Eukaryota; Fungi; Ascomycota; Eurotiomycetes; Eurotiales; Aspergillaceae
Product: Rdx family protein
Exons: 3
Coding region: 1-477 (158 amino acids)
Source: RefSeq, a predicted model, not a curated record
AUGGGCGACUCAACAGCUCAGCCCACCGGCAAUGAAAAGAAAACUACACUGGAACACGUCCACCUCCCCCGCAUCACAAUCAAAUUUUGCACCCAGUGUCGAUGGAUGCUACGCGCCGCAUACUUCGCCCAAGAACUCCUCUCAACAUUCGGCACCGACCUGGGUGAAGUGGCCUUGGUGCCUAUGACCGGGGGUGUAUUCACGGUGACGAUAUGGCAUGAUACGGCCGGCCAGGACUCGGCACAGGAGAAUAUUCUGUGGGAUCGAAAGAGAGACGGCGGAUUCCCUGAAGUCAAAGCUCUCAAAUCCCUUGUACGUAAUGUCAUUGCCCCCGAGAGGGAUCUGGGUCAUACAGACCGAGCCCUGAAGGCGCAACAAGUUGAGCAGAAGGAGAAGACAACUGCGGCUGCGGCUGCGGCUGCGACUGCGACUGCGAAGGAAGAGAAUAAAGACGUGCCUUGCGAGGAUUGCCUAUAG